AUGAGCUGCAAUCCGGACGACCUAAUCCAUCCCUUCCGCUGCCCGGAGCGGCUGUUUGGAGACUUCAACGAUAUGCCACGAUAUCAGGAGCCCUUGCGAGACGUUCCCUCCAUUCUCCUCGCCCACAUCAGUCGCCCGGAUGUUUAUGCCGCAGAGCCAGACUGGACUUCCCUCAUGGGCUACUUUCUCUCAAAGGGAAGGCAAGGCUACGGCAACCUUCAAGACCUCUACGUCUUCAUUACUAGAUUUGUCCUCCCGCUCACCAUUAUCGAUAAUCGGAAGAUGGUCCUUGACAUGUACCUCGCCAGGCGCGAUCUGCCGUCGAACAUCCGACUCCGCUACGAUGCCUGGAACAUAAACGACCAUGUGCGGCCGGACAUGGAGCCAGUCAGUUUUCCAGCCCUGGAUAUCCCCGUCCGGAGCGUUGUCCCUUCAGAUCCGACGCCGAAUGGAACGGAUUUCCUCCAGUGGCUUAACAUGCCCCCGAAUACUCCGCUUUCGGUUCCAGUUCAGCUUCAGCAUCGUCGGUCUCAACUUGACCUCUAUCUGAACGAACACGAGUCGGUCAUUCGCCGGAUCGUCCCUGGAGCUCUUCUUCUGAGGACGGCAAGGGUACUCCAUCUCUUCUGGUGGCUGGCUGGCAAUAACGCGAGACUGAGGUAUUAUCAACAGCAGGACUGGGUGGGCGUGGAAACGGAGAUAUAUGCUUAG
This is a messenger RNA of Trematosphaeria pertusa, 711 nucleotides long. RefSeq lists its product as uncharacterized. NCBI's taxonomy places the organism in Eukaryota, Fungi, Ascomycota, Dothideomycetes, Pleosporales, Trematosphaeriaceae. The coding region runs from base 1 to 711 and encodes 236 amino acids. The transcript has a single exon. The record is from RefSeq and is a predicted model, not a curated record.